AACAUUGAAUGAACAGUUAUGAAUCUUACUAUGUGUUACUAUUACUAAUACCUUUACUAUAUUGGUUUUACUAUAAUGUUAAUUUUGCCUUUCUUUUCUUUCUUUUUUCAUUAAAAUCACUGCCAUCUAUCACUCAGUUUGCAAGUUGUCUCUUAUCUCUUUUUUGAACUGAACCCCUUGGUUUGUCGUGGAGUCUCUUUUUACUCUUUGUUUGCAACGCUUUUUUUCACAAAAUGUCUACCUACAAUGUAUCUGAUUUUUCUCAGGAAAUGAUAGGUUAUGGUGCUGGUGGUGCUCAUGGUGGUGGAGGUUAUGGAGCUGGUCCUCCACCAGCACCCGGUUAUGGCGCCGGUCCUGGUCCUGGUCCUGCACCAGCACCGGGUUAUGGCGCUGGUCCUGGUCCUGGUCCUGCACCAGCACCCGGUUAUGGUGCUGGUGCUGGUUCUGGUGGUUAUGGAUCUAGCUAUCCAAGUGGAGGUUCUGGAUCUAACUAUCCAAGUGGAGGUUCUGGAUCUAACUAUCCAAGUGGCGGUUCUGGAUCUAGCUAUCCAAGUGGCGGUUCUGGAUCUAGCUAUCAAAGUGCAGGUUAUGGAUCUAGCUAUUCAAGUGGUGGCUAUGGAUCUAGCUACCAAAGAUAAAAAGACUGGUAGAGAUAAAAUUUGGAUUUAUAGAGAUAAGGACUCUGGCCAAAGUAAAGGUGAAGCAACUGUGACUUACGAUGAUCCUCCAACUGCCAAUUCUUCAAUAUCAUGGUUUAAUGGUAAAGAAUUUAGGGGAAAUACAAUUAAAGUAGAAAUGGCCCAAAGAAAAGUUCCACCAGGUGGAUUUAGUCGUGGUGGAGGUAGAGGCGGUGGUGGCGGCCGUGGUCGAGGUUCUAUGGGAGGCGGGUUUGGUCGCGGAGGUGGCUCAGGACCUGGAGGACCAGGUGGCGGAGGAAGAGAUGGAGACUGGAACUGUCCCGACCCUAGUUGUGGUAAUAAUAACUUUGCCUGGAGAUCAGAAUGUAAUCGAUGUCAAGCUCCUAAGCCAGGAGGCGGGGGCGGAGGUGGUCGCGGUGGAAUGAGCCGCGGUGGAAUGGGAGGACGAGGAGGCUUUGCUUCCAGAGACGGAGACAUGGGAGGAGGACGAGGAGGUUCCUCUUCCAGAGAUGGAGAUAUGGGAGGAGGACGAGGUCGCGGCGAUGGCUCUAGAGGCCGAGGAGGUAGCGAUGGCUUCAGAGGGCGAGGUGGCAGCGACGGCUCUAGAGGACGAGGCGGAAUCGAUGGCUCUAGAGGGCGAGGUGGCGGUCCACCUAUGAGAGGUCGAGGUGGACCUAUGCGCAGGGGUCAUGAUAGACGUCCGGGUCCAUACUAAUUAAUCUUUUGAUAAAUUUUUUUUUCAACACAAUUUCAUCUGUAAUCAUAUGAUCAAGUUUAACUUUUUUCAUCCUUUUUUGUCUAUAAUUUCUCUUAUAUGGAAUGACAAUUGACAUAAACAUAAUAAACAUUUCAUUUACUCCUUGACAAUAGUCUGGGAAUCGAAA
Messenger RNA from Tetranychus urticae (two-spotted spider mite), 1522 nucleotides. Lineage: Eukaryota; Metazoa; Arthropoda; Arachnida; Trombidiformes; Tetranychidae. The record is from RefSeq and is a predicted model, not a curated record.